Molecule: messenger RNA, 1260 nt
Organism: Australozyma saopauloensis
Lineage: Eukaryota; Fungi; Ascomycota; Pichiomycetes; Serinales; Metschnikowiaceae
Product: tRNA-5-taurinomethyluridine 2-sulfurtransferase
Exons: 1
Coding region: 1-1260 (419 amino acids)
Biological process (GO): tRNA wobble position uridine thiolation
Cellular component (GO): mitochondrion
Molecular function (GO): sulfurtransferase activity
Source: RefSeq, a predicted model, not a curated record
AUGUUGAAAAAUGCAUCCAAUAUGUUAAAUCCCAGAAUACUACGACGCGCCACUCAGCGCUUCUAUCUGAGUAUCUUUCAAAAAACGUUCCCUCACCCAACAUUGCCAGAACCAUUUGCUUAUCCUCAAUCACAGCCCCAGGAGAAUGACGAAAUUGUCGUAGCUAUGAGUUCUGGAGUCGACUCUUCAGUGACUGCGGCACUUCUCACUGAAAAGUUUGGUGCUGGAAGGGUUCGAGGCAUAUACAUGGCAAAUUGGUCUCAAACAGCAAAAUGUACUGAAGGAGAAUGGAACGAUGUUCAGAAAGUGUGCGCGCAGCUUGAAAUUCCAUGUGAAAGAGUCAACUUCGAAAAGGAAUAUUGGUCAGAUGUCUUUAGUCCCAUGAUUGAGAUGUACGAGCAGGGCAUGACUCCGAAUCCGGAUUUGGGCUGUAAUAAAUAUAUAAAAUUUGGGAAGAUGGUUGAGCACUUGAAGCGACGGUCUGGAAGUGGAAAGACAAAUUGGUGGUUGGCUACAGGUCACUAUGCUCGAGUUGAACAUAGGCCAGAUGGUAAUUGUAAUCUCAUAAGAGGAUUUGACGGAAACAAGGAUCAGUCAUAUUACUUGGCCAGCAUAGCUCAAGGAGUAUUGUCAAAUGUUCUCAUGCCACUUGGGCAUUUCACAAAACCACAGGUGCGAGAAAUGGCCCGCUCAAGAGGAAUUUGUACGGCCGAGAAACCCGACUCAGUAGGUUUAUGUUUUGUGAGUCCAGAUCAUACUAAAUUCCGGCAUUUCCUUGAUGAAUACAUCCCUCCUAACCCAGGAAACAUUGUGACAGAGGAUGGCCGUGUAUGGGGGACUCACCAAGGCUUAUGGCACGCUACAAUAGGCCAGAAACUGGGCAUUUCAAUGCCACAAGGCGACCCCAAUUUCAAAGGCAUUUGGUUUGUGAGCGAGAAGCGAGUCGAAUCCAACGAAAUUGUCAUUGUUAAAGGAGGCAACAACGAGGCCUUAUUUAAGGAUAGCCUAGAUGCCCUGGAAUGGCAGUGGUUUGGCGAUCAGCCCAACUCAUUCCCUCCUCUGGAAUUUCAAAUUCAAUAUCGCUCGUUGCAGACUCCAAUUCCCGUGCAAUCAUGUGAACUCUUAAGAGAUAACAAAUUGCGCUUCAAUUUGGACUCUAAACAACGUGCGAUGGCGCCAGGGCAGAAUGUCGUUCUUUACAAAGGAAAUCAGAUCAUGGGGUCAGGAGUAUUAACUAGAGCAUACAACUCAGACUUGUAA